Molecule: messenger RNA, 266 nt
Organism: Striga asiatica
Lineage: Eukaryota; Viridiplantae; Streptophyta; Magnoliopsida; Lamiales; Orobanchaceae
Source: the annotation of a GenBank genome assembly
AUGCUUACAUGGCCGGUAUUCACAGACGAGUUCUGCAACGAGAAGUUCAACGUGUUCGUGGGAGAAAAGGGCAGAGGAGAAGUUCAGGUGAAGUUGGGAGUCGUUACGGUGGCGGAAACUGAACCGAACUAUCUCCCAGUCGUUGACCAACCUCACUUUGCUCGUAGACAUGGACUUGUCAAACAACAAGUUGUCCAGGAUGAUACCCGAGAUGGCCCCGUUCGACACCUUCCCGAACUACCUAUUCUCAACCAACUCGGGCCUAU